Messenger RNA from Trichomonas vaginalis G3, 897 nucleotides. RefSeq lists its product as uncharacterized. The transcript has a single exon. The record is from RefSeq and is a predicted model, not a curated record. The coding region runs from base 1 to 897 and encodes 298 amino acids. Lineage: Eukaryota; Parabasalia; Trichomonadida; Trichomonadidae.
AUGGGAGCAUUACAAAGUACUCCUGAGCAGAAAGCUCCAGAAUUAGUCGGUGAUUUUGAUACACUUCUUGGCAAAGUCACUGAUGUUGCCUCUUUAAACUUAAUAAAUGGCUUUGAAUUCACUCAUGUUUAUCAACCUCAACCAUCGCACAGUAUCGUUCAAACAAUUUCUAUUUCUCCAAGAAUCCAUCCUGUUGAGCUUGCUGCUCAAGCUGGAGAAAAAGUAAUUCCAGGAAAUUAUAGUGCUGUUUUCGUUGGAACAGUUAGUGAUAUGGAAUAUCGUGUUGCAUUACCACUCUUUGGCUCACCUAACGUUCAACUUACAGUUCCUCUUUCACAAUACAGCAAAACAUCUUUAUAUGUUGAUUGCACGUUAAAUCCUGGAAUUACAGGCUACUUAAAGUAUAGAGGACCAAAGGUAGCCUCAGAAUUUGCAUUCUCUGCUUCAAAUUACUUCACACAAGGUAACAUUAUCGCUAAUUUUUCAACAAUGUACAAGAAAACAUUGUUUGGCGCUAUAAUUCAAAAGCCUCUUUUCAGUGCAGGCUAUGUUUUCAGAGCAGGCUGCGCAACAGACUUCGGAAAGUUCAAUGAUGGAAUUUUCCUCUCUCUUGAACCAAAAUUACGUAUUAACAAAUCGAUAACAUACAGUCCGAACGAGGAUACAACUGGUGGCAUACAACUUGAUAUCCUUCCAUCAGAACUUCGUGCCAAAUCUGCAUUUUUCAUCAAUCGCAACUUUGCCAUGACCGUCUUUGCAUUUAACGUUACAAGUGAUGCUACAAUCUCUUCUUCCCUCCAGAGAAGAUUCGGAAAGGGCUACCAGAUGACUCUAACUUCACAAGCUGAUAUAUUCAGAAAGCAUUAUAACUUUGGACUUGGUCUUGUUUUUGCAUAA